AUGGUCUGGAAGCACUACCGUGAGGAAGACGAAGAGUACGAAGACGAGGAGGAAUACGAAGAAGAGGAAGAAUAUGAGGAAGAAGCCGAGGCAGAAGCUGAAGCUGUUGCUGCCCCUCCUGCUGAGGAAGCAGAAGAGGAGGCCCCCGUUGAAGUUGAAAGACCUCGACCCGUUCCUCCACCGCAAAGAACUCCAUCUCCUGUGGAAAUGACCGAAGCCGAACAAGCUAUGCUGGCCGCUAAGAAAAGGCACGAAGAAGAAGAAAAAUUGAAGAUGCUUGACUACGAAGAACGUAGAAAAGUUGAGAAAGCUCAAAUGGAGACCGAGCUUCGUGAAUUGAAGGAAAAACAAGAAGUUCGCAGACGUGAGAGACUCGAGGAGGAGAAAGAAUUUGAAGAGCGUCGUCGCCAUGCAGAGGAUCGCCGUCGUCAAGAAGAAGAGGAGCGAAAACAAAAGGUUGAAUCCGAGAAACGCGCAAAGUACGAUGAGAAACAAAGGAGACAACUCAUGAUGGCUGGUGCAUUCAACGCCCAAGCUCAAGCCGGGGCCGGACGAAACUUCACCGUUGAAAAGGGUGACCAGGCUUCACAAUUCGGAAAUCUCACCGGUGCCAAGCCCAAUAAACAAGCCGUUUCCGCUGACCAGGCUAUUGCUGCUAAAAAGGCUUUCUUGGAUGCUGUUUGCCGCAAUAUUGAUAUCUCGGGGCUUCUACCCAAUGAUUUGAAGGAGAAAAUUCGUCAACUCCAUGCUCGACUCUGCCGGCUGGAAGCUGAGAAGUAUGACUUGGAAAAACGUCACGAGCGUCAAGAGUACGACUUGAAGGAGUUGAGCCAAAGACAAGUGCAAGCGGCCCGUCAGAAGGCCAUCCAAAGAGGUCUUGAUCCUGAUGAGGCCGCCUCGUCGGUUCAUCCACCCAAACUCACCGUUGCCUCAAAAUUCGAUCGCCAGACCGAUCGUCGUACAUAUGGUGACAAGAGAGAGCUUUUUGAAAGUCCCCUCACCCCCAAGCCAAAGUCUAUUGUCCGAGGAACGGCUCGUCCACCAACUGACUGGGGAAGAAAGAACAAUGAAGAAUUGGAGCAGAUUAGGAAGAACCUCGAGCCACCAAAAUAUCGUGAAGAAGUCCAAGCAGAAGGAGAUGCGGCUAAGCCUCCCGUUGCUCCUAAACCACUCCAAAUUCCUACCGAGGAUUUUGAUGAAUCGAUUCCACAACCCGGCCAAGACUACGAUGAGGUAGCCGCGGAAGGAGAGGCCCCAGAAAUUCUGGCUGAUGGAGAA
Mesorhabditis belari is the source of this 1278-nucleotide messenger RNA. The record is from the annotation of a GenBank genome assembly. NCBI's taxonomy places the organism in Eukaryota, Metazoa, Nematoda, Chromadorea, Rhabditida, Rhabditidae.